This is a messenger RNA of Portunus trituberculatus (swimming crab), 2684 nucleotides long. RefSeq lists its product as uncharacterized. The transcript is spliced from 2 exons. The coding region runs from base 561 to 1268 and encodes 235 amino acids. Lineage: Eukaryota; Metazoa; Arthropoda; Malacostraca; Decapoda; Portunidae. The record is from RefSeq and is a predicted model, not a curated record.
UUUGCAACCUUUACACCUAAUGUCACUGGUGGCCAUGGCUCAACUGCGCACACAGAUCUCUGUGCACCUGUCUGCCCAGCUGUGCCCCGCCUGCGAAUACAUAUAGGAAAUUCCCAUUGGUGCAGCUUGUGGUGUUAAGAGGUGGUGGCAUGUCAUUGGACAAAAGAACUAUAAACACAAUAAGAAUCCUAUUCAGCAGUUACCCACAAACCCAGGAUGUGAACAACAGACAGUCACUUCCUGUUACCCACAAACCCCAGAUAUAUACAAUAGACAAUAGCAAUGUUUACUAUUUGGACUUAGACUCCGAGUGACGUCUCUAAUUUCAGUGAAGCAAUGUGACAUAACCGUGUGUGACCCCCAAACAAGACCACAAGGUACGUGUUCUCCAUUAACUACUCAUCAUUUUGUUAUUAUUGCACAGAUUAGAGAGGAGGUCCUGUUAUAAAGAUUUACGGGAAGGUGAGGUUCGGGAUAUUCCUCAUAGGGGCAGUGUUUUAUUGCAGGCGGCCACUGUACUGGGUUCCACGGACAGUGUUGAUGUGGAUAUUGAUCCUAAGAUGGCUGCUAUGGUAAAUAUAUUUUUUGAGAAAGGGCUACAGGAGGAGGAUUACAAAUCCAUUACUGAGGAUUCGGUCACUAGGCGUCCCAACAAUUGCCCCGCUCUGGCGCCAGUAGAGUGUAAUCCUCAGAUCCUGGCAGCCUUGAAAACGGACGCUAAGAAGGUGGACUCUCGCCUCACAGAAAUCAGUGCUGACAUUAUUUCUGCGGGUACCAUUCUAACCAAGUCACUCUUGGAGUUGGAUCGACUUGUGCAGAAUACUGGUAACUCACAGGUGGCACAAGAGGUUGGUAAAAUUAAUGGUGCACUGGCACUUUUGGGUUAUGCCAACUUCAGGACUAAUUUGGCCAGGAAACUUCUUAUGAAGAGGGAGAUUAAUCCCAAAUACGCACAUCUGUGCUCUGAGAGAGUGCCUAUCACCCGUUUUUUGUUUGGGGAUGAUCUUUCUCAGUCCAUCAAACAGAUUGAGGAGAUUGACAAAUUAAAAGUUAAGUUAUCCAACAGGAAGCCUUUCUUCCCAUGGAAGUCCACUUCAGGCAGGAACCGGAGCUUCUGGGGCAAGGCAGCUGUCAGGAGCCACGCAGCCAGGUUCCAGCCAUACGGAUCACAGAGGAGUUUCCGGGGUGGCCAGAGGCAGUACUCGGCACGACAGGACCUGGAUCCAAAAAAUGCCAAAGGUCGGGGUCAACAACGGCCCCGACGUUAAAUCAGGUGUCUGCAAAAGAUCAAGGCGGAAGGGGCACGAGUGUGGAUGGUGGAUGGUUCUCACAACCAUGGAUGGGCACAUUGGUAAGGAUGCUAACAGAUUACCCUUGCCUCAUCCCACGCCACAGGGGGUGCUGGUACACCCAUCUUCAGGGGAGGAACAUCCCAUAUUGAGGCACACUCAACUGAUGGUGUGCCUUCUAUCCGGCAGCACCUGCAAUGCCGCGGUAUUUCUGAGGACGGUGCAGACAUCCUGGCCUUGUGGAAACCGGGGACAGAGAGACAAUAUAGACCACACCUUAAGCGAUGGAAACAGUUUUGUCAUAGAUGGGACAUUAGUCCAUUUGAUCCCACUGUCUCAAACAUAAUAAAUUUUCUAUCUGAAACUUUUAACAGGCAUGUUGGGUAUGAGUCGGUCAACACUGCGAGGAGUGCCCUCUCGUCGCUAGGGAUUGUCGUGGAUGGAUGCAGAGUGGGUAAUCAUCCAUUAGUCAUCAGGUUCAUGAAGGGCAUCUUUAACCUUAGACCACCAUCCCCUAGAUACACAGAAACCUGGGAUGUUCAGCCAGUUCUGACCCUGUUAACUACUAUGUAUCCUUUGCACAUGUUGACACUUAAGGAUUUGUCUUUGAAAUUGGUUAUGCUUAUGGCAUUGACUCCAGUAGCACAAGUACAAACUCUGCAUCUGUUGUGUACAAGGGAAUUGCACAUUGACAAAGAUUUCAUUUCUGUUAAAUUAAAGGGCAACAUUAAGCAAUGCCGGCCAACGUUUAAUAUACAGACUGUUAAAUUCCAAGCUUAUUCUAGGGACCUCCGUUUAUGUGUUUGUGCUGCAUUGGGACAUUAUUUGGACAGGACUGAGGGACUCCGCAAGGAGUUUUCCCCAUUCAAUGAUACCUUACUCAUCAGUUAUAUUAAACCACACAGGCCGGUUACUAGAGAUUCCAUAUCCCGAUGGAUUAAAACCAUGCUUGCUAAGUCAGGAGUGGAUACGUCGAAAUUUACAGUGGGUAGUGUUAGAUCUGCUGCGGUGUCUAAGGCCAAGGCUAUGUCCAUACCCAUCGCUUAUAUUAUGUCCAGAGCGGGUUGGACCCGGGAAAGUACUUUUGCAAAGAACUAUGACAAACACAUUGUUCCUGCAGUUGACUCCUUUCAGGAAGCGGUGUUAGAGUAGGUUUGUUACUCUUUGGUGUUCAUUUUGUGUUUUUAUGUUUGGAUAUUGAAUUAAAUUUACUUUUACGGUGCUUAUUGGGACCAAGGUUGUGUGGUGGAUGUUGGACUUGCCGGCAUCGGUAGUGCCGCGUGCCCGAGCGCGGGAAACUCGUGCAAGCUUGUCAUACUUGUCGUCUUUGUGUAUUAUGCUGCUACUUUUUAGUCACUAUAUCGCCUUCGAAGAGGAAAGUGGACACUUCUCUCU